AUGCAUGCUCACACACAUGCACACACAAGCACACAUGCAAGCAUACACACAUGCACACAUUCAAGUACACACGCAUCUACUGAAAUUGGACCUGAAUGUCAAACACGCACGCACACGCGCGCGCACAGACACGCACACACACACACACACACACACACACACACACACACACACACACCCCUCUGA
Molecule: messenger RNA, 186 nt
Organism: Globicephala melas (long-finned pilot whale)
Lineage: Eukaryota; Metazoa; Chordata; Mammalia; Artiodactyla; Delphinidae
Source: RefSeq, a predicted model, not a curated record